Gekko japonicus is the source of this 1889-nucleotide messenger RNA. It is a transcript of the gene SHARPIN, whose product is annotated as SHANK associated RH domain interactor. Gene Ontology annotation, molecular function: ubiquitin binding; ubiquitin-protein transferase activity. The transcript has 10 exons. The record is from RefSeq and is a predicted model, not a curated record. The coding region runs from base 1 to 1392 and encodes 463 amino acids. Gene Ontology annotation, cellular component: LUBAC complex. NCBI's taxonomy places the organism in Eukaryota, Metazoa, Chordata, Lepidosauria, Squamata, Gekkonidae. Gene Ontology annotation, biological process: proteasome-mediated ubiquitin-dependent protein catabolic process; protein linear polyubiquitination; positive regulation of canonical NF-kappaB signal transduction.
AUGGCGUCGGCGGUGCCGGGCUCCUCCUCGGCGGGGCAGGCGCUGCUGGCGUCGGCGCGGGCCUGGGUGCCGCGGCCCUCCCUGUUGCCGCUCCCGGGCCGCGCGGGGCGGCGCCUCCUCCGACUGCAGCUCAGCGCCGCGCCCGGCCACGACCGCUUCCGGAUCGGCUUGAGGGGCGGCCCGGACUCGGGGCCCGAACCGAGCCUGGUGGAGUACAGCCUCAGGGAGAUUUCCUAUGAAGUGAAGACUCCCACGUGCCAUGAGUUGAAAGUCUUGGCUCGGCCGGAUGACCCCAUCGUCUUCCAUUUUGAGGAUGAGCACGAGGCGCAGAAGUGGUGGGCAGUCGUCAGCAGCUCCCUUUGGGAGGUCCAGAAAGCUGCUGAGGGCCCCCACAUGGCGGCAGGACAGUCUCCUCUCCAUCUCUCAGCUGCCACGAACUCUCUGCCGGUGUCAGAGCCUGAGGCCUCUCUGCCCUUGGACCUGGCGAGGAAAGAAGACCUGGCUUUCCACCUUUCCGUGGCUAUUGGACUUGGGGACCAGGAAGAGGCCGUGCGAUGUGCCACAGCGCUGGCUCAGCAGCAGGCCGCUCUACGCAUCCUGCCCAAGGAGUCCUGCUACCCUGCGAGUGAGAUCAGCAUGAAGGUGGGCGUGGAAGAUGCUAUGUGCUCAGCCACCAUCACCAUCCCGGUCCAAACGUGUACCACAAUCGCAGCUCUCAGGCAGAAGGUCUUCCAGGAUUACGGUUUCCACCCCAGUGUCCAGCGCUGGAUCAUUGGUCAGUGCCUCUGUGUCGACGACCGAACGGUGGGCUCCUACGGGAUCCGCAAGGAUGGAGACACGGCCUUCCUCUACUUGCUCACGGCAAAGGUGGCCAAUCUCUCCGAGCAGCGCUACAAAGAGGACAAAGACUGGGUGGUGCUGCAGCCGGCCCCUCCUCCGCUCUCAGGGGGCUCUGGCACCGGACAGCCUUCGUCCAGCCCUCUGCCCAAGACAGGUGUGACCCCUGGAAGUAAGAAGACAGAUAUCGAGGAGAGACUGAGCGCGCUGCAGCUCACCAACCUCCUUCCCAGCCAUCCUCGAACUCCUCCGGCUGCAAAUGUUGCCCCCCCUUCCCCCGUUCAGGACGGCUGGUCGUGUCCGACCUGCACGUUCAUCAACAAGCCCACCCGCCCCGGCUGUGAGAUGUGCAGCACUGACCGGCCGGCCAGUUACGUGGUUCCCGGCGGCUACAGACCCGACGAGAUGGAGCUGUGGCGGAUGCAGCAGGAGAAGGAGGGAAUCCUGAAGUACCAGCAGGAAAAGGGAAGGAGAGAAGACGGUUCCACCCUGCCCUGUGCCCAGGGCCCUGCCUCCCUGGAGGACUUCAUCCACCUCUCCUCGGAGUUCUCCUAGCCGGGAGCCGCAGGGCUCCUGCUUUGCGGCUGGGCCUGCGCCGAUGCAGCCUGCAGGCAGGGACCUCUUUGGAGAAGGGUUGCCGCAGCGGCUGCCGUGAGGAGCCCAGUGCGAACUGAACCGCCGGCGCCCGGCUGGCUCCCUGGUCCCGUGUUUUGCUUCUGGAAAUCACCCGUUCAACGUUUCUGUUGCCUGCUGAGCCUGGGGGACUCUGCGGAUCAGCCGAGCCGGGGUGGGGAGGGCAGUUCUGCGGGGCGCUGCAGAAGAGGUAGCAGAGGGGCCCGGGGUUUCUCUGUGGUGUCACAAGUGGCGUGUGUGGCGGCCGCAGUGACCUCUGGACAGUGACACUCCUCGUGGCGCAGGGGCCUUGCUGCAACAUCCCCCCCCCCCCUUCGCAUCCCAGCCCCGGUUCGGGCCUGGGCAUUAUCUUUUGCGGCCUUUGCCUCUUCUGGCUCAGUUCCGCAGACCAAAGCCCUCUUGGGAAAGGGGGCCGCCUC